CUUCUGGCCAGUUGGGCCUGUAGCCAAUUGCGAUAGCUCCUCCUUUCUCGAGCUUGUUGUCCUCUUUUAUGAGCGUUCUUUGCUUCUGCACCAACAACAACAACAACAGCAACAAAAGCAACAACAUCUCAGGAUCCGCAGAAUGACCUUGUAACAUUACUGGAAGCACUAACGAUCCCUUCGAAACCCAUCCCGCAUAAUGCCAAUUCCCUUCCUCGCCAGCGUCCUCAUGGACGGGUGGCCAUCAUGGCUACCCGGGCCGUGGACUCUCACCAAGGCCGGCAGCGCUCUCGGAGCCAUCGCGAUCACAAAGAUCUACGCCAGUGGCGCGACAUGUACGGCUGAACGGAACAUGCACGGUCGCGUUGUCAUGAUCACCGGCGGCACAUCAGGAAUCGGCGCCGCUACGGUCUACGAGCUUGCCAAGCGAGGCGCCCAAAUCAUCCUCCUCACACACCACGAACAUAACGACGCCUUUCUCGUCGACUUCAUUGAUGACAUGCGCGACCGCACCAACAACCAGCUUAUUUACGCCGAACAAGUUGAUCUACGUUCCCUGCACAGCGUCCGAAAAUUUGCGACAAAAUGGGUUGACAACGCUCCUCCCCGCCGCCUCGACACCAUCAUCCUCUGCGGAUCGACCCUCACACCGCCCGGAAAGGCGAGGACUGAGACACCGGAUGGAGUGGAGAGCACCUGGCAGGUUAACUUCCUCUCCAACUUCCAUCUGCUGGGCAUCCUCAGUCCCGCGAUCCGCGCCCAGCCGUUCGACCGCGACGUGCGCAUCAUCAUCCCGACAUGCUCCGCCUACAUCCGCUCGCCGUCGUUGGAUAAAGCUUUGGAUAAGAAGGACUGGUCCCCCGGCAAGGCAUACGCGCGGAGUAAGAUGGCCAUGAUGGUGUUUGGCAAGGCCUAUCAGAAGCACCUGGACGCAUACAAGAGGCCCGAUGAGCUUCCGAUGAAUGCGCGCGUCUUUUUGGUGGAUCCUGGAUACUCGAGAACGCCUGGCAUGCGCCGGUGGCUUACUAGAGGCACCGUAUGGGGUCUCAUUGUGUACCUUUUCCUUUACGUCUUUUCCUGGCUUUUCCUCAAGAGCGCAAGGAUGGGCGCGCAGUCUAUCUUGUGGGCGGUUAUGGAAGGCAGUCUCGUGCGCGACAAGGGUGGAAAGGUAGUCAAGGAGUGCAUGGUGGUCGACUGCGCACGGAAGGAUGUGGACGACGAAGCCAUUGCGAAAAAGCUGUGGGAAUCAAGCGAUAAGCUGAUUGAGGAGAAGGAGAAGGAUGCGGCUGCAAAGCGGGCAAGGGCAAAGAAACGAGAAAUGGAGAAGGAGGAGGAGAAAAAGGAACGGGAACGUGUUGAGGAGAUUGAAGCUUUAGUAAACACGAUUAAGAAGGGGAAGCAGAAAGACAAGGAAAAGCCCAAGAGUGGGAAGAAGGCGAAAAAUGGAGAGAAGACUGCCUAGAAGGAGGUCAAAUAGACCAGUAACAGCAUAUAGAUUUCACGUUCUCAUAGUGUAGACUGAAGACUAGGUACCAUCCAGUAAUGUACGUACAAAAUGCAGGCAGGCUGUGGAAUUGAAUCCCGAUGCUCGGGGACGGGCCGAUCCAUGAGCGGAACCCCCCUCGGGCGCUUAGCAGGCAGGCAGGCAGGACACCAUAUUGAGCGGGGAUAGAACGCCGGGCUGGUAAUUAUAGUGGGGCUCUUUCGGCACUUCACGUGAAGAUGAUCAACAAUGACGAACUAUGUAAAUACUUAGUAUCCUGGGCGAUCCAACGUCCCGGGAUCAUGAAUUUCUGGGGUGCAUCAGAUGUCGCUCAUUUAAUCUCCGCCGAGCUAUUCGUUCCUGAAAUCAGAACUAGUAUUUUAUCAAUCAAGAAGCCGAGUUUCGGCCCCAGUGAUCAUAUCCGUUCUCAACCUCCGGAAGGCUCACACAGUUGACUAUUGCCCUCAACAACACACAGCUUCACGGGCCUCCCUCAACUCCAACUCUACUACGCAGUUCAACCGUGACUUCACCCAACCUAUAAGCCGAGAGAUCACAAAAUACCAAAUAUACUGGCCCUUAAGACCACCAACGCAAGCAAAUCAUCAACACCAAACCAUUCUAUGACGACCCUCCUAUUAAACCCCACAAAGGCUCAGGUACCGCUACUACUAUCAUCAUCUUCGUCACCUUCACUCUCACAAUCCAGAACAAAGCACCUUACGCCUGUUCCGAAAGCGGCAAUGCCACCAUCACCUACCAUGACUCUCGACCCAUCCCACUGCCAUCCGGUUUUCUUCACGCCAAGACUGCGAAGAAGUCCGUCUUUUACACUUCAAAAACCCGGACCUAGUGGCACAUCAUCGUCGCAUGCGGUGAGCCCGGUGGUUCAUGGGUAUAUGUUCCAAGACGCGCAAAGGCUUCAGAAGCAAGGGGUUGUGAGCCUGGGAAACAUGGCAAUUGGGCCGGCGAAGGUUGCUGGGGGAAGUUCGAGGCUAUGAGGAUGCUGGAUGAAAAUCGGUGUGGAUGAGGAGGCGUCAGAUGCGAGACAUACAGUCGGGACUCGGGGGCAUUUCUGACGCCCCAUGGUGUUGAAAUUAUGAGUGGUGUGUUGUUCAUAGCCAGGUUAACUCGUAUCACCAUUAUCGUUUCUCAGGAUCGUGCGUGGGACGUUAUAGUAUGGACUUCGUAAGGUCUCAAGCAAUCACUGAUGAUCCCAAG
This is a messenger RNA of Neurospora crassa OR74A, 2704 nucleotides long. Its product is annotated as oxidoreductase. The record is from RefSeq and is a predicted model, not a curated record. NCBI's taxonomy places the organism in Eukaryota, Fungi, Ascomycota, Sordariomycetes, Sordariales, Sordariaceae. The coding region runs from base 200 to 1462 and encodes 420 amino acids. The transcript has a single exon.